Lytechinus variegatus (green sea urchin) is the source of this 612-nucleotide messenger RNA. RefSeq names its product ribonuclease P protein subunit p21-like. Gene Ontology annotation, cellular component: nucleolar ribonuclease P complex. Gene Ontology annotation, biological process: tRNA 5'-leader removal. Lineage: Eukaryota; Metazoa; Echinodermata; Echinoidea; Temnopleuroida; Toxopneustidae. The record is from RefSeq and is a predicted model, not a curated record. The transcript has a single exon. The coding region runs from base 94 to 456 and encodes 120 amino acids.
GUUACGAUACAGUGACUUUCAGCACAUAUUACCGCUGCAUUUCUUGAAGACAUCCUUAGCUUCGGAACCUCUAAAGGAUCAGCCUUGCCCAAGAUGGUGAAAAGUUGCAAAGGUGACACGGGUCACCAGCGAAUGAACUACCUGUACCAAGCAGCCCACUGCACCCUGGCACAGAACCCAGGGAACACUCAGCUGGCCAGGUUCUACAUCGAGACCAUGAAGAGUGUAGCAGCAAAGCUUGUGCUGAGACUUGAUCCUCAUAUCAAGCGUACUAUAUGCAAAAAGUGCAGUUCCCUUUUGAUCCCUGGGGUCACUGCUACCGUCAGGGUCAAAGGUCGUAGGCAGAAGCACAUGGUCGUGACAUGCUUGGAUUGUAAACAAGUCAAGAGGUUCAAUACGGAUGAAAAGCAUGUCCUGUGGGCACAUAAAACAGAAGCCAUUCAAGACAAGAGCUGAUAAAUCGGCUUUUAAGUGUAGAUUGCCAAAAGAAACUCGUGCUAAGAGGAUGCGCGAUAGUGCAUAGUUUUUUCUACAGGAAAAUUGUAAACUAAGGAGAUCACACCAAAUUGUCAAGAAAUCAAUGAAUAUAUGGAUAUCUAGAUGAAUAUUCAU